UUCACAUUAUUUAGAAACACACUCAGUGACUCAGCGAUAGUGUGGACUAACACGUGUUGCUGAUCGAGAAUAAUUUGAUUUGCCAUUCGCCAACUUGCUAAGUUGCUUUCCUAUGAAAGACGCAAUUUCAUACCAUGGCAACACUGUGCCACUUCAUUUCAGACGAUAUUAGAAUGACUUCGGUUUAAUUGGUGUCUUCGAUUUUGAAAUGGAAGGGGAAAGCGCUAGUUCCACGAGCUUCGUUGACGCAGUUGAAAAUGAAACACCACGAGGUUUAUCCCAAUUUCAAAUCAAUCGUGAUUUUAUCGAUAGUGUGCCUAUCGAAAAUCAAUCAGAGGAAUUGAGAGCUCUAGGCAUCACUGUCUAUGAUCAAUCAAAAUUUGAAGAAGGUAUUCUUCGUCAAGUUGACGAUGCUCUCGAGGAACAAGAACGUCAAAAGAAAGCUGUUGCUGCAAAAAAGUUAUUGGUUUCUAAAGAUGUGGCCAAAGAAAAAGUGGCUGAUGUGCCUCCUAAAGUACAACAAGAAACGGAAAGGGAAAAGAUGGUCAGACUGGGUCAAAUGACACCUUUUGGAACUGUUCUUGGUAGUGAACACAAAACUGAUGGGUUAACAGGUUUCGAAAAAUACCUACUAGAACAAGAGAAACUUAGAAGUGACAAAGCAAAACUGACAUCAAAGAAAGGAAAGGCCCUAAAAAGCUCAGUUGUUCCUGUCAGACUUAGUCCUGGAGAACAUUUGGCAAAGAGAGUUACCCAUUCCCACAGAAAAACAACGAAAACUAGUUCUCAUAAGAAAAGUUCUGAUAGUGAAUAUGUUCCAAGUGAUGAAAAGUCCCCAAAAGCAAAAGCAAGCACUGUUCAGAAAAAAAGGAGGAAAAAAGAUGUGGAGGAAAAUUGCAAUACCGAUGAUAGCAAUUGGGAAUACUCUGAAGAUGAAGAUACACCAAAAAAACGGAAGACCAAAAAUACUGGGCGAGUAAUUGACGAUGGUAAUAUGGGCGACUAUCGUAAACGUUUGGCAGAAUUUUCUAAUUUACCGAUGGAAAAUGAAGAUUGUGAAGAAUUCGAAGGAGGCUAUCGAAUACCUCUAUCGAUCUGGAGUCGGCUCUAUAAUUAUCAGAAGGUUGGUGUCCGAUGGAUGUAUGAGUUGAGGUUGCAAAGGUGUGGCGGAAUUCUCGGCGAUGAAAUGGGAUUGGGAAAAACUAUUCAAGUGGUGGCAUUUCUUGCAGGAUUGGCACACAGCAAGCUUAUUACUCGUCUGUCAAGUUAUCGAGGGCUCGGGCCCGUUCUCCUCAUUACGCCGGCUACGGUAAUGCAUCAGUGGGUGAAAGAAUUCCACAAAUGGUAUCCGCCUCUCCGAGUAGCUAUAUUGCAUGAAUCUGGUUCUUAUUCGGGUUCGAGGCAUGCUCUCAUAAAGUCAAUCAAUUCAAGCAACGGAGUACUCAUUACUUCCUACACAAGCGUACCCCAAUGCUCUGAGUGUUUGUUGGGGCUUGAUUGGGACUACAUUAUCUUAGAUGAAGGACACAAGAUUCGUAAUCCGGACGCUCAAGCUACUCUCGUGGUGAAACAGUUCCGUACCAGUCACCGCUUUAUCCUUAGCGGAUCUCCUAUGCAAAAUAAUUUGAAAGAACUUUGGUCUCUUUUUGAUUUCGUCUUUCCUGGAAAAUUGGGAACCCUUCCUGUUUUUUUACAACAGUUUGCUGUUCCCAUUACACAAGGCGGGUACGCCAAUGCGUCUCAAGUGCAAGUGGCAACUGCCUACAAGUGUGCAACUGUUUUGAGGGACACUAUUAAUCCAUACCUUCUUCGCCGAAUGAAAGCUGAUGUUAAAGAUCACCUCCAGCUGCCUGAUAAAAAUGAACAAGUCCUAUUUUGCCGUUUAACCCAAGAACAACGCCAAUUGUAUCAAAAUUAUUUGGAUUCUGGAGAAAUUAAGAGUAUCAUCGAUGGACGCUUGCAGAUAUUUGUCGGUCUCACUAAUUUGCGAAAAAUUUGCAAUCAUCCGGAUUUAUUUGAUGGUGGGCCACCCGGUUGCACGAAAAAGAAUGACGAAAGCGAUCCAAAAAAACAAUUUGGGUGUGUCGAAAGAUCAGGGAAACUGCUAGUUAUUGAGUCACUCCUGAAAAUUUGGAAGGAACAGGAUCACCGCGUUUUACUCUUUUCGCAAUCAAGAAAGAUGGAACUACUAGCAUAGGCUCGCGGCAGCCCAUGAUUGAAAAGUACAACCAAUCACCCGAUAUCUUCGUCUUUCUGCUGACAACACGAGUUGGAGGUUUAGGCGUAAACUUGACAGGUGCCAACCGAGUGAUUAUCUACGAUCCAGAUUGGAAUCCGUCCACCGACAGCCAGGCUCGUGAACGUUCUUGGAGAAUCGGCCAGCAAAAAGCCGUGACCGUCUAUCGCUUA
Messenger RNA from Daphnia magna, 2409 nucleotides. RefSeq names its product DNA excision repair protein ERCC-6-like. Gene Ontology annotation, cellular component: nucleus. Bases 209 to 2197 code for a protein of 662 amino acids. Gene Ontology annotation, molecular function: ATP binding; ATP-dependent chromatin remodeler activity. The transcript is spliced from 7 exons. Lineage: Eukaryota; Metazoa; Arthropoda; Branchiopoda; Diplostraca; Daphniidae. The record is from RefSeq and is a predicted model, not a curated record. Gene Ontology annotation, biological process: transcription-coupled nucleotide-excision repair.